This is a messenger RNA of Schizophyllum commune H4-8, 897 nucleotides long. RefSeq lists its product as uncharacterized. The record is from RefSeq and is a predicted model, not a curated record. Bases 418 to 717 code for a protein of 99 amino acids. The transcript is spliced from 2 exons. NCBI's taxonomy places the organism in Eukaryota, Fungi, Basidiomycota, Agaricomycetes, Agaricales, Schizophyllaceae.
ACGUGACGCUCACCGAGGACCAGCUCAGCGAGCUCAAGAUCUCUGAUAGGCCCAAGCGGCCCACGAUCGAGUCUCGCCCGUGGUCCUACGACGGCUACAAGACGUACACGGCCAUGCCGCUGAAGCGCGACGUCAGCAGCCUCUGGCGCUGGUAAUCGCCUGCACUACGCUACGCCCUUGCCCCCCUCUCUCAUACGCACCCGCCUCGACACCUGCAUAGCCUAUCAUCAUUUUCUCGCAUGGACCAAGCAAAGGCCUGCCAGCAUAGCAUAUCCCCUGCACACCAUACCCGUCGACGCCGACAUCGACACCGACGCCUUGCACGUAUCUCAUCGACACCUUGCACGUAUCCCCCAUCACGCCAAACCACACGCAACGCAGUAACUUACGUCUUCCGCCCCCGCGACGGCCUGUAUCAUGCACCCAGCACCCCUAUCAUCCGCGCCUAGUCAACGCCUACCUUACGCCUCAUCCUCACCAUCCACGACAUGUACGGGUCACGCCGCGCCGCGAGCACGUAAUCAUUCCUCCCUUUUGACCCUCGGUGCCGCCUUCGUUCUCUACUGUGUACUAUAUCUCCUACCUUCCUCCUUUCCCCUUGAACUCGUCUGCGAGCGAGCCGAACUCUUUGUCACACUGUGCUAUCUUCCCUACGCAUGCUACCUUGCUUCGUCAUCAUACUCGACUUUUGCCUGCUACUUGUUCAUACUGUAUUAGCGUUAAUACUUCUGAGCCGUGCGCGGGCUCGUGUACUAUCUUGUGACUGACUACUACAUACUGGCUACUUACUAUUCUCUCUUGAAGCGGCAUGCACGAACGGGUCGUAUCCGUAGGGUACGGGUCGUAAUGAGGGAACACACGAAUGAAUGGAAUGGAUAAUGGACUGACUGACUUGCC